AUGGAGUUGGCCUACUUCACCCGCCUCUGCUACAACGAUAGGGAGUUUGCUAUUACGCACGCGGACGCUUUCCAGUUCGCAAUAGAGCGACGGCCCUCGACGCGUGAGAUCCUCGCCUUCGACACACAGAUCCAGACGCUUCCCCAGACCUUGACUCGGUACUCAGAAAGCGGGCUAGAACUUUUCGGAGAAGAGACUGUGCGCCACAAUUUCGCGGGCCCCAUCAUCAAUGGCGCGACGCCCCUCAUCUACGCCUGCUACCACGGCCAUCACGUCAUCGCCCAGCAUCUCUCAGACCACACAGCUCAGCCAUGUAGCAGGGACGCACUGGGACGCACGGCGCUCAUGUGGGCUUGCUGCAAUAUUACCACUCCAGAGGCGUUAGACUGUGCACUUCUGCUCGUAGAUAAGGAGGCGGGCAUGGCAGAUUCCUGUGGCAACACUGCCUUGAUGUAUCUAUUAGAAAACAUGUACUUGCGGAAGUAUGAUAAGUACCUAGAAUUAUUCCGCAGACUCGUUCGCGUUGAGGCUAGACGCUUCAACCAGGCCAACAACACAGCGCUCAUGCUGCUGGUUAACUCCGACACGUCAUUUGAUAACAUCUUAUCUGCCGAUCAAAUACGUUUGCGCAAGCAUGUCCUUAAGGAGCUCUGUGAGGUUGAAGGACCGCUGGUAGCAAUAACAAAUACGACCGCAAUGGCAAUCUUUCUACACAACACAGAGCGGAUUUCUCCUCUAAAGCACAAUGACUACUUGGAAAUUAUUGACUGUCUGCUUCCAUAUGAGGGGCUUCUCAUGGAUGUCAAGGCCAUUGAUAAGAACAUGUUCAAACACCUCUGUAAAACAGAUGAUGGUAGGAAACGUAUACAAGAGUUGACAACAUAUAGACCGUUUAAGUUUAGAGCAGAUUUUGUCUGCGGAGAAUACGGAGUGCAUCAACUUCAGGAUCGGCUACACGCCAUAGCUCUGAGUUACAUCAAUACAACAAAGCAGCGCCUUUCGGAACUGUAUGGCGAACACCUUGGCAUGGACUCUCUUCUAGCUCUUACCAUACCGGAUAGCUCCGAUGACCCAAUUUUGAGGAUAACUCCGGAGCAUAUAACAUCGACUCUACUCUGUAGUCUGGAUGAGACUAGCCUUGACCUUCUGCAGAAUAAUACAACGAUUGGGUUGCCUUGUUUCAAAGACUCUCUUCAUCUGAGUGAAAUGAGCACUAUAGUCAUGGAUGAUCAAGAGGAGCCUCUGGCCCCUAGUGAGCAUAUUUCUAGUAUUAUUCAAAGCCCAAACAAGUCCAUCAGUAUCUUGUUAGGGCACACCGAAGACCAGUUGCCAUCUAAGACUGAGGCUAAGCUGGCAGUGCCUGGUAUGAGAGACAGCGACAGCAUUGUUGCAUCUCUGCCCGGUGUAGGCUCUAAACUAGCGGUUACAUCUACUCUUCUGCAACCUGAAGGUAGCCAUUUGCUUGAAACCACAGCGAGCGUGGCACCCACUGCCUCUACGUAUAAUCAAGAUCUAGGCCAAGCAGAAGGGCUCCUCUUCACAACAUACAUCGCUAAGAACAUGUACCACGUUGUCUUCUACUAUCUUACCAGCAAGAGAUUCUUGCAACGUAGGGCCUUGUUAUACAACACGCAUAUGCUCCCAGGCUCUACUUCCCACCUCAUUCAGCUGACGAGAAAUAAGCUGCUGAUGGCAUUGGAGCUGGGCCAUGUUGAGGUACUUGUUGUGCUCCUUAUGAUGUACUACCAUGACCACGUUACCAUCCCUUUUGCUCCUCUUCUCAAACGUGGGAGCGCUCUUCUUGAUCAGAUGGCCGAUACUGUGCCCAAGAACGUUAGUCGCGGUGGUGGCACAGACCCCGUUGUGAGCGCACGUACUGGCCUAGCCGAGUGUGUGGAUGUCCUGAGAGCCUUGGAUCUCCGCAUAGACGAAAUAUUCAACAAGAUACGGCUUCAUCUUGGAGGCCGCUUCGUCACUGCGCUGGAGAUCAUGCGGCCGUCCCUGAAGCUCCACCAGCAGAGGGGCGCGGCCUCGGACACGAUUGAGUAA
Giardia duodenalis is the source of this 2049-nucleotide messenger RNA. Its product is annotated as Ankyrin repeat protein 1. Lineage: Eukaryota; Fornicata; Diplomonadida; Hexamitidae. Gene Ontology annotation, molecular function: protein binding. The coding region runs from base 1 to 2049 and encodes 682 amino acids. The record is from RefSeq and is a predicted model, not a curated record. The transcript has a single exon.